CCACAUAGAAACUAAUUAAUGGAACUGCUUCCACACGAUGCCGUAGAGAGAAUUCUAGAGAGAGUUCCGGUGAAGUCUCUGCUCAGAUUCAAAUCUGUUUCGAAACAAUGGAAAUUCACAAUAGAGUCUCAAUAUUUCCAGAAGAAACAGUUGACCUUUGGCUCGAAACCAGUAGGAGAUGAUGAUGAUAUCUAUGUUCUUUUGGUGGUCACUGAGCUGAAGACAGUGGUAUUGUCUUAUGAUGAUCGUCGUUGUCUUGUUGUUACUUCUGCUCCAAGGAAUUUGGUGUUGGAGUCAUCAUCACUAUAUUUCUCAAUAUUAUUAGGCGGCUGGCAAAAUAGCUGUGACGGUCUUGUUUGCCUCAGCGCAUACCUCAAAGCAAAUCUUGUGUUAAAUCCCACCACUCGAUGGCAUCGAAGUUUCCCUCCCUCCAGCACCAACGCUUGGAGGUACAUUACUCCUUCUUCUCCUUAUCGGAUUAUUGCUUCCACGUAUCCUCUGUAUUUAGAUGGAUCGCUUUAUUGGUUAACCGAGGAGAAAGAAACAAAAGUUUUAUCUUUAGAUCUUCAUACCGAAACUUUUCAAAUCAUCACUCCACUUCCUUCUGCGGAAGCAACUCCCAAAAAAAUCAUCAUAUCCAACCUGAACAACCGCUUGUGCUUAUCGUUUUGUAAUCGGACCCAACAAGUGAUAUGGUCGUUCAGUUCAGAGACCAAGACUUGGGAACAUAUAUAUUCGAUAGUGAGUGUUCUUACUCCUUUAUUUCCACUAGCAAUCCUGGAGAAGAACAAGCUUCUUUCUUCUGAUGUAUUUGGUACAGAACUGGUCAUGUAUGAUCCCACGACCAAAUCUCUUGAUUCCGUUUUCAAAGACGUAUGCAAAGACGCCCCUUUACUUGGAAAUCUGGUUUGUUAUGUCAAGAGUUUAAUCUCUAUUUUGUAAUUUGUUUUCACCAUUUUCUUCUUUUUGUAUGCUUCCCGUGAUACAUCAAUCUGAUCUAAAUUAUGGAUU
Molecule: messenger RNA, 1011 nt
Organism: Camelina sativa (false flax)
Lineage: Eukaryota; Viridiplantae; Streptophyta; Magnoliopsida; Brassicales; Brassicaceae
Source: RefSeq, a predicted model, not a curated record